Messenger RNA from Aspergillus tanneri, 786 nucleotides. RefSeq names its product ATG3/ATG10 family protein. Gene Ontology annotation, biological process: macroautophagy; protein lipidation; protein modification by small protein conjugation. Gene Ontology annotation, cellular component: intracellular anatomical structure. Gene Ontology annotation, molecular function: Atg12 transferase activity. The transcript has 4 exons. The coding region runs from base 1 to 786 and encodes 261 amino acids. Lineage: Eukaryota; Fungi; Ascomycota; Eurotiomycetes; Eurotiales; Aspergillaceae. The record is from RefSeq and is a predicted model, not a curated record.
AUGGCUCUUCCGUUCUUGUUAGACACCUCCACCUCCGCCUUCGCCUCCGCCUCCUCUUUAUCAGUCUGUCCCUUUCUCACGCGGGAGGAGUUCGAAUGCGCCUGUCGCGCUUUUUUGGAUCGCGUCCAUUUGCUCGGUCUUUCAGCUGUGGGGUGGUCCUCGAUCCAGCUGGUGCACCAGGUAGUUGUCUCCCUUCUAUCUAUCUAUGUGUUUCCUGCAGCAGUCGGCCAGAUGGAAAUCCCUGCAACUGGCCCAAUUCUGAAGCUCUCACGCAGCAUCGACAAUGUUGAUAUUCACCAAUACAACGCAACCCCAGCCGUAGAUACUACAGAACCACGAUUGGAGGCUAGUGAAGAUGACCCAGAGGCCCUCGUUCGUACGUCCCGCCCCAGUACUUGUCUACUAGUAGAAUACGAAAUUCUCCUCUCCCCGACAUAUCAAGUUCCCGUCCUGUACUUCAUGCUCCGGGGUAGCAAUCUCGGUCCGCUGGGAGUGGACGCCGUCUACCACUACCUGGUAGCAGACCAGCACAAGAAAGAACUUCAAAGUGUCGGUGUCAUGGGCGGUAUUAGUUUCGGUUACCACCCACUCUCCGAAACCCCGACAUUUUUCGUUCAUCCAUGCAACACUGCAGAUGCUAUGAGGCAGAUCGUGGGGCAGCAGAAUAUCACACCCGAGAAGUACCUCAUUGCCUGGCUCGGUUUGAUAGGAAAUCAUCUCGGUCUCCAUUUACCCAAGGAGCUCCUUAAAUUGGAGAGCAAGGAGCAAGGAAAUCCCAAGACAUAG